AUGCUGCUGCAGCUGCAGCAGCAGCAGCAGCAGCAGCAGCAGCAGCAGCCGGAGCAGGAGCAGCAACAGCAGCAGAAGGAAGGUGAAAGCUGCGUUUUGUUAUGUAUGGAUGCGGCUGCGAUUGCUGCUGCUGCAGCAGCAGCAGCAAAAGGAUCUGCAGCAGCAGCAAAAGCAGCAGCAGCAACAACAGCAGCAGCAACACAGAGCUCACGUGUGCGUAUGUGGCUGCUGCAGCAGCUGCAGCAGCUCGUGUUCAGGUGUAUAGGCACCUUUCCUCACCCUGAUGCCCCACUGCUUGCGUUGGGUUUAGACUCGCUUGCUGUUGCUGCUGUGCAUGCAGCAGCAAAAGAUGAGCUGCUGCUGCCGCUGCAGCUGCAGCACCUGCUGCAGGCAGAAUCUAUCAACGACCUAGCUGACCUGCUGCUGCUGCAGCACGAACACGAAAUUGCUGCUCUUGCUGCUGCUGCUGCUGCUGCUGCUGGCACCAGUUGGCAGCCGACGGGCAGCAGCAGCAGCAGCAGCAGCAGCAGCAGCAACAAAACAUCUGCUGCAGCAGCAAAAGGGUUUACUUUGAGCUCACGCAUGCGGCGUGCGCGGCUAAGAGCAGCAGCACGGUUGCUGCCUUGGGGUUCUCAGCAGCAGCAGCAGCAGCUGCUGCAGCAGCAGCAGCAGCAGCAGCAGCAGCAAACACGCGUAGCUAUCACUGGUGCUGCUUGCCGCCUCCCCGGCUGCUGCAGCAACCUGCAGCAGCUGUGGGGGGCCCUCCUCGCCGGCUGCAGCUUCAUCGACAACUACCCCACCAACAGGUAA
Molecule: messenger RNA, 810 nt
Organism: Eimeria mitis
Lineage: Eukaryota; Apicomplexa; Conoidasida; Eucoccidiorida; Eimeriidae
Exons: 1
Coding region: 1-810 (269 amino acids)
Molecular function (GO): acyltransferase activity
Source: RefSeq, a predicted model, not a curated record